Messenger RNA from Microdochium trichocladiopsis, 1275 nucleotides. RefSeq lists its product as uncharacterized. The transcript has a single exon. The coding region runs from base 476 to 1234 and encodes 252 amino acids. NCBI's taxonomy places the organism in Eukaryota, Fungi, Ascomycota, Sordariomycetes, Xylariales, Microdochiaceae. The record is from RefSeq and is a predicted model, not a curated record.
CCCCCGAAUAUCCAUCCACCGAGACGAUGUCGAAAAGAAUUAUUGACGUACUAUGCUCCCGAAACCCGUCGCCGAUGGAUCUAAUUAUAGAUGGUGGAAGGAAUACGCGAGCAGAAGAUUGGAUCCUAGUCGAGGGAUGGGAACCAUGGCCUGACUUCACUUACGGUACCCUCACCAAGCUCUUCCACGAGUAUCUAAACAAGUCCGCCGGAUCGCUAGUCCAACAAGACCCGCUUCUGACCGAUGACCGGAUCAUAAACGAUGAAAAGACCUGUGAGGUUUUCCUGGGGCGCUACAUUAUGCCAGUCGUCAACGGAGCACUCGCGAAGAUGUUGCCAGCCACGAAGCGUGCUAGGAGCCCCUACAUAGGGUCUGGGUCUACCAUUGGAAGCACAGCAGAUUGGGCCGUCCGAAGAUCACUUGACGACGGGACGUUCGAGCCGUUGCUCCCAGGUGACACCAAACUGGCACAGAAAUGGGCCCGGAAAUGAAUGACGUGGAGCAACGGAACCUGCCUGUGUCUCAAGUGCUGACAUAUGCGCACUUGAUUGGCAGUCGCUAUGGCUUCAUCAUCACCCAGUCCCAUCUAGUCGUCCUCCGCUUCUGCCAAGAACCCAUCGGCGCAGGCACAGCGCUAUCUCGACCUCGCCGAUCAGGGGCCGGACAGGGGUUUUCCCAAAGUAUCUAUUCGGGGAGUACUGACAUAUCAUCUGCUAUGGAGAAUAUGUCCCUAGAUACUGGGUAUAUAUCCUAUGUUGACCAAACUGACGACUACUUUCCUCCCGAGUAUUGUUCAAUACACUGGAAUACCCAUGGCAAACAGAACCUGACGAUAAAAUUGGCGCUUGCUUGUCUCUGCCUUCUCGCGGUGAUCGGGCCUAGGGACAUCCACGAUCGCCCUUAUCCUCCGCUGGACAGUUGGGUUGCAGCAGUUCCGGAGGGCUAUUUUCACGUCACUACCGGGCAGUAUAAGAAACGCUUGGACAAGAGCGAUCGCUAUCACCAACCCGUCGAAGAUGAUCAACAGCAUGGCACGUUUAGUGAACCAUUGGAGCAUGGUCUGGAGGCCAGCUUUGAUGUGCCGGCAGGCGGUUUGGAGUACAGUCAGUUGCAGGGCGCCCAUCAGCAGGGCGGCCCAGGUCCUUCAACAAUGAGAUCAAGGAGAGCAAGACAUGAGGCUUUUCAGGGUGAUUACACGGAGCCACAAAUGGACGACGAGCUCUACGAGUGGUGACGAACAGUCUCGGAGGGACGGACCAAUGAUACUGUAAAAGA